This is a messenger RNA of Pleurotus ostreatus (oyster mushroom), 1011 nucleotides long. RefSeq lists its product as uncharacterized. The transcript has 4 exons. Lineage: Eukaryota; Fungi; Basidiomycota; Agaricomycetes; Agaricales; Pleurotaceae. The record is from RefSeq and is a predicted model, not a curated record. The coding region runs from base 1 to 1011 and encodes 336 amino acids.
AUGUCGACGUUAAUCUCUCCAGAUCACUUCAUACUUCCUGACCUCGUUUCCGACUGCACCUAUCCUCUGCGCGUCAACGACAACUGUGAAGAAGUGGCGCGCGUCUCGGAACAGUGGCUACUCGACAUGGCGAAUCACAGCGAGCGCAAACGCCGUGCUUUUCUUGGGCUCAAGGCAGGCGAGUUGACGGCAGCUUGUUAUCCCGACGCCGACGCAUUUCACCUCCGCGUAUGCGUGGACUUCAUGAACUAUUUGUUCAACCUCGAUGAUUGGCUCGAUGAAUUCGAUGUAGAGGGAACCCGUGGAAUGCAUGACUGCUGUAUUGGUGCGAUGCGCGACCCGCUAAAUUUCGAGACGGAUAAGCGCGCGGGUAUUAUGACGAAGUCAUUCUUCAGCCGAUUUAUCGAAACCGGCGGCCCUGGGUGUACAGAACGCUUCAUUCACACUAUGGAUCUCUUUUUCAAGGCUGUUGCCGUUCAAGCGGCUGAUCGCGAGAAGGAUGUCAUUCCUGACUUCGAGUCUUACAUCACCAUUCGUCGAGAUACGAGUGGCUGUAAACCUUGCUUCGCCCUUAUUGAAUACGCCUCUCGAAUCGACCUUCCUGAUGAGGUAGCUGAGCAUCCGUUGAUUCGCUCCAUGGAAGAAGCGACGAAUGACCUAGUGACAUGGUCAAACGAUUUGUUCUCUUACAACGUCGAGCAAUCGAGAGGAGAUACACACAACAUGAUUCCGGUCAUUAUGCACCAACGUGACCUGAAUCUCCAAGAAGCAGUGGAAUAUGUCGGAGCUCUAUGCAAAUCAAGCAUCCAGAGGUUCGAAACCGAUCGCAAGAACCUCCCAACAUGGGGUCCCGAAAUUGAUCGGGACGUGGCAGUUUAUGUCGAAGGACUCCAAAACUGGAUCGUCGGUUCUCUGCAUUGGUCUUUCGAUUCUGAGCGCUACUUUGGUACCUCCGGUCUUGAAGUCAAGCAACAGCGCAUAGUCAAGCUCCUUCCAAAAGUUUCAUCAUGA